This is a messenger RNA of Sinocyclocheilus rhinocerous, 1844 nucleotides long. RefSeq names its product cholesterol 7-alpha-monooxygenase-like. The record is from RefSeq and is a predicted model, not a curated record. Gene Ontology annotation, biological process: bile acid biosynthetic process; cholesterol homeostasis. Gene Ontology annotation, molecular function: oxidoreductase activity, acting on paired donors, with incorporation or reduction of molecular oxygen; heme binding; steroid hydroxylase activity. NCBI's taxonomy places the organism in Eukaryota, Metazoa, Chordata, Actinopteri, Cypriniformes, Cyprinidae. The coding region runs from base 115 to 1650 and encodes 511 amino acids. The transcript is spliced from 6 exons.
GUGUGUGUUCACUGUGUUGCGUCAAGCCUGCUGCGUGGCGCAUAUAAAGGCGAGGUCAGGGAACAAGCUAUCAAAAUGUAGUUAGGGGGAAAAGUAAAACGCAAGUUACCCGAAAUGGCUACCUUUCUUGUCAUUAUUACGACGAUUCUUCUUACAUUUGGGAUAGUGUGGAUAUGCGGCCACUCACGGAAAAGGCGAAAAGGGGAGCCUCCAUUGAUUACUGGUUGGCUGCCAUUCAUUGGUGUCACGUUGGAUUAUGUUUCAAACCCUUUAGGCUUCUUAAGAGAGACUCAGAAAAAAUAUGGGAAUGUUUUCACAUGUAAGAUUGCUGGGAAGUACUUCACUUUUGUAACAGACCCUUUUUCUUUCUCCAUUGUGAUGCGGCAAAGCAAACAUCUUGACUUUCAGAAGUUUGCUGUUGGUUUUUCACAGCGGGUCUUUGGUCAUGCUGACUUUAACUCUUCACUGUUCAGUGAGAGUUAUAGGGAAGUUCACAGCAUUUUUCGACAGACACUUCAAGGCAUGUCCCUGCAGCAGCUAACGGAGACCAUGCUAGGCAAUCUGCAGAUGGUUUUGGAACGUGGUCUACCAUAUGAGCAUGACUGGCUUGAAGAGGGUCUUCAGAGCUUCACAAACCGCAUCAUGUUUGAGGCAGGGUUUCUCACUCUGUUUGGAAAGGAUGCAGGGUUUCUACAGGCCGAUGGCAUGUCAGGCACCAGAAUAUGCAUGCAGAAAGCGGUGCAAGACUUUUUGGCAUUUGAUCGUGCUUUCCCUUUACUGGCUGCAGGGGUUCCUAUUGGUCUGUGUGCAGAAGCAUGGCAAGCAAGGGAAGCCUUAGCAGAGGAACUGCUACAUGAUAAGCUUCAUCACCGGAACUGCAUCUCAGAUCUGAUUCAGCGCAGAAUGGAUGCAUUUGACCGCAUGCAUUUGGAUGAAACUGGAAAAGCAAGGACACACGUGUGCAUGCUAUGGGCAUCACAGGCUAAUACUCUGCCAGCAGCUUUCUGGAGCCUGUACUACACAUUGAGGUCUGUUGAUGCUUUCACCGCUGCUUGCACAGAGAUCAAUAGGGUUUUGUCAGGUCAAUUAAUAAACAACCAGGACCAAACAAUCUGCCUUUCUAGAGAGCAGCUGGACUCUAUGGCUGUAUUAGAAAGUAUUAUUGAAGAAGCGCUUCGCCUGUCUAGUGCCUCCAUUAUGAUACGUGUUGCCAGUGAUGACUUUACGCUGACACUGGAUUCAGGUCAGACAGCUGAUGUGAGAAAAGGAGAUUACAUUGCUCUUUACCCCCAACUUAUACACUUGGAUCCUGAAAUCUACCCCAAUCCUACAGAGUUCAAAUAUAACCGCUUCCUGGAUGAAAAAGAUCAACGAAAGAGUAAUUUCUUCAAAAAUGAGCGACGGUUAAAGCAUUUCUUGUUGCCGUUUGGUUCUGGUGCUAGCGAGUGCCCUGGCCGUUUUUUUGCAGUAAAUGAGAUUAAACAGUUCCUCGCACUGACACUGUGGCAUUAUGACCUACAGCUCAGUGACUCUGAUGCCACUCUGGUUCCAGACAAUACUCGUGCAGGCCUGGGUAUACUGCCACCAUCACGAGAUGUCCUUCUCAGAUACAGAAGGAAAACCAACACCACCACAGAACAGUUAAGAUAGGAAAUGGAAGUAGAUGGAAAGUAUAAGAUGCAAGAAGGAACAUGAAGACCUUUGCCUAUAGGACAAGUGAAAUGGCAGUCUAUCUAGUUUCUAUAUGGUAAAUGAUGAUUUGACUUUGUAUGAUGGACUGAAAUCAAUGAAAACGUAGCACUCUACAUUGGCCUAUAAUAAUAAAGUCAAAUAAAGCCAAAAAU